Molecule: messenger RNA, 1544 nt
Organism: Conger conger (European conger)
Lineage: Eukaryota; Metazoa; Chordata; Actinopteri; Anguilliformes; Congridae
Gene: uox
Product: urate oxidase
Exons: 9
Coding region: 506-1393 (295 amino acids)
Biological process (GO): urate catabolic process; purine nucleobase catabolic process
Cellular component (GO): peroxisome
Molecular function (GO): urate oxidase activity
Source: RefSeq, a predicted model, not a curated record
CAGCAUUUUACUGGUAUUUAGCCUCCUGCCGAUGUAUUGGUUGGGCCACAAAUAUCGCAGGAAAGAUUUUACAGAAAUAGGAAAUGUUUGCAAUUCGAUAAUGAGACAUCGUGUUUAAAACAGCAGCUUGUGAAAAAUGUAAUUAUAGUUAAUGCGCUAAUAUGAGGGAUAAAUGCAUGUAGUAUGGACCAAGUACAACUCAAUAAUGAGUUUUUAAGCAUUGACUGCCAUUGGCUAAAAGUCAGAUGGCCCAAAUCCAAAUGAUAUAUAACCUGCUAGACUUGUCCUACUUAAUAACAACCACAGUCAUACCCACCUGUCGAUGAGGGCUGGAAGAAAAGACAAGACAGAAGACUGCUAGACAGAAACAGAAUGGCACAUCAGUGCAUAAGAAGAAGGAAGACUUCUCAGGAUUGCCUUGCAGACAGAGAGGGAAAGUCUACUUUUCUGAAAAUCGUAUAGCCACAACAAUGACUUUUUCAAGACCUGGUUGAAAUGAAAAAACAUGAAUUAUGCAGAUGUGGAGUUUGUGCGGACUGGCUAUGGAAAGAACACAGUGAAAGUAAUGUACAUCAGGAGAGAGGGGACACACCACUACAUCAUAGAACUGAAGGCAGACGUGCAGCUGACACUCAAGACUCACAAAGACUACCUGCAGGGGGACAACUCGGACAUCAUCCCCACUGACACCAUCAAGAACACUGUGCAUGCUUUGGCCAAGCUUAAAGGGGUCAGGACCAUUGAGCAGUUCGCUUUAGACAUCUGCGGACACUUUUUGACAGCCUUCAAACAUGUCACCCGAGCCAGGGUGAACAUUGAAGAGGCUCCAUGGAAAAGACUAGAGAAGAAUGGUGUAGAGCACAGCCAUGCAUUCAUCUGCACCCCAGAAUCUUGCCGCUUUUGUGAUGUUGAGCAAAAUCUAAAUGAGAACCCUGUGAUCCACAGCGGAGUUAAGGACAUGAAGGUUCUAAAGACCACGCAAUCUGGCUUUGAGAACUUCCUGAAGGACAGGUUCACCACACUUCAGGAAACUAAGGACAGGUGCUUCUGUACCUCUGUGUACUCCAGGUGGCGCUACAAUACACACAAGGAUAUCCCCUUCGACUUAAUAUGGAAGACUGUCAGAGACAUUAUCAUUGAGAAGUUUGCAGGUCCCUAUGACCGCGGUGAAUAUUCUCCUUCUGUUCAGAAGACCCUGUACGACACACAGACUAUAGUGCUCAGCAGAAUACCAGAGGUAGAAGAAAUAGAGAUAAUCAUGCCAAACCAGCAUUAUUUCACCAUUGACAUGACGAAAAUGGGACUUUCCAACAAGGAUGAGGUCCUCUUGCCACUGGACAACCCCUCUGGGAUCAUCACAGGAACAGUGAAGAGGAAACAUGCAAAACUGUGAGAAAUCAAGGGCAGGAGAUACAGCUGUCUCAAAGAAUUUAAUAACCACAAGAUAUAUACAGGUUUCCCAUAUGAGUAACAGAAGAAUGGGUUUUCCUAUCUGAAGCCAAUUUUCAUAUUAAUAUAUUGCAAAUAAAGUCCAAUAAAUAGUC